CUCCGGCACUCCGUCUCACCUACCGCGCGCGCAGCAGCAGUCCGGAUCGUGCCUCACACGCGCUCAGAUAGACACUCAUUUAUCCCCUCGCGCUCUGACUGAAGCUGCCGGCAGCGCGAGCCUCACCGAUCUCAGCACGCGUUUAGUUACGGCGCGUCUCCGCUGAGCGAAACACACACACACACACUCUCUCUCACGCGCGCGCGGGAUGGGGUGCUCCGCUGGGUGAAGUGUUUGUCACUCCGGAUCCGCGUGCAGCCUCAGCAGAAUGAGCUCGUGGAUAAAACUGUUACUGCUGGCCGGCGCGUGCCUCGCGCUCAGCGCCUCACCUGAAUCCAGGUUAACGAGGCCCGAGUUUGGGACCAAUGGGAUCUGUCGUUAUGGCAACAGGGUGGAGUGCUGCUGGGGCUGGACCAGAGAGAGCUGGGGGGAGUGCAGACCGGUGUGUGAGCUGGGCUGCAAGCAUGGCGAGUGUGUGGGGCCAGGUCAGUGCCGCUGUCAUCCUGGAUACACAGGCAAAACCUGCAACCAAGAUGUAAAUGAGUGUGGAUUGAAGCCCCGCCCAUGUAAACACCGCUGUAUGAACACGGUGGGCAGUUAUAAGUGUUACUGUCUAAACGGAUACAUGAUGAUGGCGGAUGGCACCUGCAAGAAUGCCCGCACAUGCGCCAUGGCGAACUGCCAGUACGGCUGUGCUGUGAUGAAGGGUGAGAUAAUGUGUCAGUGCCCGUCGCCAGGGUUACGUCUGGGCCCAGACCGCCGGACCUGUGUGGAUAUCGACGAGUGUGCGACGGGGGAGGCGAGGUGCCCAAGGUUUCGGAAGUGUGUGAACACGUUCGGCAGUUACAUCUGCAAAUGCCACAAAGGCUUUGAGCUGCGCUACAUUAACGGCAAAUACCAGUGCGCAGAUAAGAAUGAUCGCUGCCACGACAAACCGGAAUCCAAGAAGUGCAAAUGUAAACUUGACCCCUAUGGCAGGGGCUAUGACUGCAAACCUGUUAUUAAAGUGACUAUUGAGCCAGCCAGACCAGCUACAACAGCAAAACCUACAACACGGGUCACCACGGCAACAGUAACUACGACUACCAAUCCUCCAACAACCACUAUCACAACUACAACCAAACCACCAACUACUACCACAACAACCACAUCACCAACAACCACCAUCAGCACUACAACAAUUCCACCAACAACAUUUUUAACCACUGUUGCUACAACAACAAUGCCAACCACUGUUGCUAUGACAACAAUGCCAACCACUGUUGCCACAACCACGAUUCCAACCACUGUCCCUACGACCACGAUUCCAACAACUGUCCCUACAAGGAUCCCAACAACUGUCCCUAUGACAACAAUCCCAACAACUGUCCCUACGACAACGAUUCCAACAACUGUCCCUACGACGACAAUCCCAACAACUGUCCCUACGACGACAAUCCCAACAACUGUCCCUACGACAACGAUUCCAACAACUGUCUCCACAACAACAGUACCAACCACUGUGGUCACAACCAUAGUUCCAACAACUCUCGCCAUGGAAACAACAACUAUUCCAGAAAGUACAACUACGGAGCUACCAACUACAACAACAGCUGCCACAACAACUACCUCCACAACUGUUACCACAACAACCACCACCACUACAACAACCACAAGUUCCACUCCUGCAGCCCCUCCACCAACAGCACCUCCAACCACGAGCCCACUGAUCACCAGUACGCUAGACAACCGCAUCCAAAAGGAGAUAACUCAGAGACCACGUGGAGAUGUACACAUUCCGAGGAACCGUGGUGAGAACAGUGUGUUUGAUCUGGACUUUGAUAUCGAGCUGGGGAACACGGCAGAGUUCGCCCGAGAUGAUCCGGGUGCGGGAUCUUUGAGCUGCUCUUUUGAUCAGGGAGUUUGCAGCUGGAUGACUGACCGUGAAGGAGACGUGCGCUGGGAAACGGUCAAUGAUCCAGAAGGUGGGCGAUACCUGACAGUAGCAGAGGCACCAUCUAGACGAAGCUUCAGAGGGGCACGGCUCACCAUUCCUUUAUCCUCGCCAACGAAUCCGCCAUGGAAAGGGGGUGACCUUUGUCUGGCCUUCAGGCACCGCCUCCAUGGCCAUCACAUUGGCUCCCUGCAGCUGUUUGUGAGAAAUGGGCGGAGUCACAGCCCUGCCAUCUGGAACAGGACUGGCGGGCAUGGCUGGAGGCAAACGCAGAUCACUUUGUGGGGACAGGGCUUGAAGAGUGUGGUCUUAAAAGGAGAACGGAGGAGAGGAAGGAGUGGAGAGAUCGCUGUCGAUGACUUCAUCUUACGGAGAGGAGCAUGUGGUGAUGGAAGUAGAGAGUAACACACACAAACACAAACACACAUUUACUCACAACCACAAGUAUCAGUUUUCACAAAGAGGAACUCAGAGGAUUGACUGUUCACCACCCAGCAUCAGGACCGCUGUGCGGGGUCUCUGAUCCAUAUGGAUACGGGGUAGAGACCACUGUGAGCACUGGACUCGAGGUUCUGAUGAGUACCUGUUCUUCUUGUUAGUUGGUAGUAAUCUACACAACAGCUUCUCUGGAGACUCUCUGUUCCACAUGGUGUUUACACUCGACAUGCUGAAAGAAUCCAUCCACUAUGAGGCGACCCUCUGUCAGCUUCUGUUCUGCCAGGGGGUCCGGCUCCCCUUCUGUUCCCUCACUCAAUUCUAGAGAGGGAGCUGAGCAAGAAGACAGAAUCAGCUUUUGCAGGUUAUUGUGCAUGUUUGUUUGUUUUACACACUUUUAGCUUUGAAUUGCUUUGAAUGCAACAGGAUUGUUUUUUUUUAUGGUUUUCUAAUUGAAAUAUGAGCAUCAUUUUCAUGUAUGCACUUAGAACUAGGGUGAAUUAAGGGUGAUUGAGACACAGGGGGCAUUUACCGAUAUAUGGCACACCAGUCAUUUGCACACUGCAUAGCUUGAUUUAGAGCAUGUUAAGUGUGUCUUUGGUAUCGUAAGGGUGCAAAAACAAAAGGCCUUUCACAGCUCCAAAUGCACAAAAGGUAAAAAAAACGAAUUCUCUUAAUUAAUCAUGGUUGUGUUUUGGGCGUAACGUGAAAUUAACGUGACUAAUUAUUCAGUUGUCAUUCCCUUUAAGAAGCAGGUGCGCUCUGACCUUGGCGAGUUGGUAUCUUAACAGCGCUGCACUUUUUGCUCAGCAGAGGAUGAUCAUUCUAGUCAUGCUGUUUAGGUACACUAUCAGCUCAUUUACGGGAACACUAUUGUUAUUUUAUUCUUUACUCUGUUUAUUGUUGCAGUGCAUUUAUUUGUGUGUGUAACGAGCAAGGGUGUACACACACAAGGCUAACAUACGAUUGGACAGCUAACUGUUGACUGUUGUCAGGGUUUUAAUCAGUCAGUGGCGUAUAGUGACCUGUAUUUCCCGCAGCCAAGAUAAAGACAUGCCUGAACACACCUCAUGUCCAGAUCUCUAUGCCCAUCAGUGUGGAUUUAUUCCUACUCAAGGUGUGAAAAUAGACUGUUGAAGGGGUGUAAGAUAGCAAUGAGCAUCGCAACGCACCUUGCGCAUGGGUGUACGUUAGGACCCAGGGUCAAAUGGGGUUGUUUAGCUUUGUUUAGCUAGGUUUAUUUUCUUACGUGAAGCAAAAAAGCAAGUUUUUCCCACAAAAUUGUAAUUAACAUCUCCAGUAUGACAUGAAUUGAUUGCUUGUUUGGCUAUUUUGUUCCAUUAAUGGCAACAGGCAACAAAAACUACACCAAUCACCCUUAAUUCACCCUGUAUACUACUGUUACAGUAGUCAUCAGUGAAAUAUAUGAAUAUUUGUAGAUACAUUUUUUAAAUAAUUAACAAUAAUAUAAUGUAGGUUCCCCCUCAUUAAAAAAAAAGAUUUCACCCAUUAAGGCGUGGACUUUAGAAAACCUCUUCAGCAGAUCCUGUAAGUACAACCCCAAUUCCAAUUAAGUUGGGACAUUGUGUAAAACAUGAGUAAAAACAGAUCAUUUGCAAAUUCUUUUCAACCUAUAUUCAAUUAAUUACACCUCAAAGACAAUAUAUUUCAUGGAUAAACUGAUCAUCUUUAUUUGUUUUUGCAAAUAUUCAUUCAUUUUCUAGAAACCUAAGGAUGCUUUACAAUUUACACGUUUAACACAACCAUUUAGCAAUCAUCCACACAUCGGUGAGAAGCAGCGGCCAAUAGCGCACAGUGUACUCUCAACCGGAAACAACUGUCCACCUGGAGGACUGCAUUGGGCACUACAGCAUUUACCCAGGACAGAGUGCCAAUCCAUAUCUGGGCACACAUAUAUACAUUUUACACACACCCAAUCCAAUCCUAUAGACAUGCCUAUACAUACAUACACAAAUCAAUUUAGAGUAUUCAGUUUUCAAUAGUCAACAGUAUUCAAUGUUUUGAACAUUAAAUAUCUGGUAUUUGUAGUGUAUUCAAUUAAAUAUAGGUUAAAAGGUUUGCAAAUCAUUGUAUUCUGUUUUUUUUUUAUUAUGUUUUACAUAACUUCCCUGCUUCAUUGGAACUAAGGUUGUAGUCAAGUAGGACCUUCUUGAUCAUAAAUGGUUCUUGGUGAUGCUCUGACCCAGUUUUCUAGCCAUCACACUUUCCUUUAUGUCAAAGUGUCUCAGAUUCUUAUGUUUGGCCAGUUUUCCCACAUCUAAAUCAAUCAAUUCAAGAAUUGACUGAUCACUCGCUGCCUAAUAUAUCUAUUUCUCCACAGGUUGAAACCUUUUAAACCAGAUUAUCAACACUCAUCAUCAAUAUUCACUUCCCCUGACUGUUUAAUGUUUUUACUGGUCAGUGCAUUACAUCACAAGUAGAUCUUUGUUGUAAAUUAUUAUUGUUUUAAUAACAAUUAAGGUGCUCAUAUAGACACUGAGUUUAAUUUUUUAUUCACGUGGAAAUUAUACGCAUAUCUGAAUCAAGCACUUUUCUCAGUUGAUGGCAAAGUUUGAUGAUUCUGGUCUUGUAUAUUUAAAAAAAAAAGAUUAAUUAUUAUUCUUAGUAUUCUUAGUAUUUAUAACACACAAAUGAAAGUGUUUCUAUGAACAUGUAUUUGGAAAUGUCAUAACGUUUAUCACAUAACAUAUCACAUACCUCUUUGUAAUGGUGCUAACUGUAUUUUUGCCAUGAGGUUCUGUGUAACACUUAUAGUUUUAAAUUUUGCUUUUUUUUUUAAUUGAAAAGCAGAAAAACAAAGCUGAAUCUACAAAGUAAAAAAAACUGUGUGCCCUAUAAGAAAGUGAAAAAGGAGAAAACUAUUUUUUACUAUUAAUGUUUACAUUGUUCAGAUUUUCUCAUCAUUUGAAGUGACCAAAAUGCAAAUGCCUUUUUCUCCUUUCUUUUCUGGCUUCCUGAUACAUAAUUCCACUUCAUGUCAUUGCAUUCAAUUUAUACCCUUGUGAAAAGGAAAUAUACUUUAAAGCAUUAAACGUAUGUUUAAAUUAGGUAAAGAAUACUAAAAGUGCAUUUUCAAGUUAAUGUACUUUAUGAAAAUACACAUUAAAUCUGCUUUUCUUUGUAUUUCUAUUUAAGCAGUAUGUUAUAAAUUAUACAUUGUGUUUAUGGAAAAUAUAUAUAGUAGCAUUAAAUACUUAAAGUGCACUUUAGUGUAGUGUUUUUCUCAGUAGCAUCAAGGUGUACACAAUAUGUGCAUCAAUACUCAAAUUAGUACAUUUGCAUUAUACCUUGUAUAUUAAAAAUGAUGUUUAAAAAACACACUCUUAAAUCUACUUAGGUUCACACAAGUUGUACAAGAAAAGCACUCAAAAACACAAUUUAAUGCUUUAAUGUUUUAUUUAAAUAUAGCUUAAUUACAACUGAAAUAUAGGUGCCAAAAAGUUGUUCCAAAACAGUUUUCAAAAUUUCAAUUUUUAAAAGUAUGUACUUUUCCAUAUAAAGUAUACUUUUAGAAAAUAUACUUAAUACGCUUUUCUUUUACAAGGGUAACCAGUCGUUAACUGAGGGCCCCAGGCCACCUUGGGGCCCUAGGUUUUAAAAUGCUAAUACUGCUAUUACUAACAGUAAUACUAAGAAUAUAACUCAUACUAGUGAGCCCCACAUGAAUGACUACCCCAGGUUAGUGGUAGCAUCCAUCCCACAAUUUAAACUAAUAUGCUUACAUGUUUUUAUUCUGGUGGAGGGUGAUUCAAAAACAGCAACAUGUGCAUUUUUUCAGCUUUUAAUUUGAGAAAUUCAAAACAGAAUGAAUAAGUGUUACACAAACUCAUGAACAACAUUCUGUUUGUUUUCCGCACAAACUAAUACUGCAGAUUAACACUUUAAGGUGCUAAUCAGUGUUCCGUUUCAGCUCAUCUGAUUCAGCUAAUGUGGGGCAUUGCUUCCUCUCUGACUGUCAGUAUUGUAUUAUACCCUUCUUUAUUAUUUUGUUUGUGUACUGGACCUGCUGUAUGAUUGUUAUGAUUAUAUUAUUAUCUUGAAAUGCUGUAUCUGCAUCUUUUACAUUGUAAAUAAAUGUAAGUCUUUGUACA
Messenger RNA from Astyanax mexicanus (Mexican tetra), 6480 nucleotides. RefSeq names its product nephronectin. Bases 269 to 2338 code for a protein of 689 amino acids. Gene Ontology annotation, cellular component: membrane. The record is from RefSeq and is a predicted model, not a curated record. Gene Ontology annotation, molecular function: calcium ion binding. Lineage: Eukaryota; Metazoa; Chordata; Actinopteri; Characiformes; Acestrorhamphidae. The transcript has 12 exons.